GACACACAGGCUCUCUCUCUCCCUCUCUCUAAUACCUUUCUGUUCUUUGAAGGAACUGCAGUCCUGUGUCUCCCACUCGCUCUGCUCCUGAGCCAUGGGUUCGGAGAGAUGUUAUGUUUGGAGCUCGGUGUCAUCUUCAUCUGCUUCUACCACGUCGUCUUCGAUGUCGGCGGCGGAUCUGAUGGUUAAGAUAGAGCUGGAGGCGGCGGAGGCUCUGGCGGAUUUGGCUCAUUUGGCAGUUCGAGAGAGUGGUGGCGGUGGCUCGGGCGGGAAAUGGGGGAGCAAAGGGAAACGGGCCAGGAAGCGAGUCAAGAGCGAGUCGCCGCCGGCUGACUCGGUGUUCCAGUUGAGCCCGGUGGACUUGGUCCCUAGCUGUUCGGAUCUCGCUGAGCAGGAUCGAGCAGUUCUAAGUCAGCAGCAAUGCGAAAAGAUAAACACAAUUGAAUUGCUAGAACCAGCAAAUGCUAAUCAGGAUCCCGGAAAGAUGAAAGUGAAGGCUGAGCAGGAUUCUGAAUUGGCUAAACCAACUACAAGCGCCAGAAGUUACACUCCACUUGGUAUUCGUAAAUCAAGACGAAAUUUGACUGAGGCUGAAAAGGAAGAACGGAGAAUAUGCAGGGUAUUGGCAAACAGAGAGUCAGCUAGGCAGACAAUUCGUCGUAGGCAGGCUUUGUGUGAGGAGUUAACCAGAAAAGCUGCUGAUCUAUCAUGGGAGAAUGAAAAUUUGAAGAGGGAAAAGGAGUUGGCUUUGAAAGUGUAUCAGUCCUUGGAGACCACUAAUAAACACCUAAAGGCACAGAUGGCAAAGGUAGUAAAGGCCGAGGUUGAGGAAACUCCAGGUGAACGUGGUUCAGCUGACGUGGGAGCCUCUAUCUCUUCAUCUACAAAUUGCCCACGGCUCUUGUAUGAUCAUCAUCCAUUUAUGCCUCCUUUCUGGCCUUCUAUCAUUCAAUCUUCAAAUCAUGUUCAGUCGCUCCAUGGACGACGAAGUGACAUCGUCAUUCAAUCAAACAUUCCCAUGCCAGCAACUUGUAGCCUUGAUACUUCUCAAGAACAAGAAAACCGCAAAGAUGUUAAUGGGCCAAGAACUUCGUUUUAUGUAUUGCCAUGUCCUUGGUUCUUUCCCCUUCCUGGUCAUGGGAACGAACGCCAACCUGAGCCCUCUACUGGCAUGAAAGAUGAACAAGAUGAAACUUCUCAUGACAACCAUUAUGGUGUGUGUUCAUCCUCAAAAUUUGUUGCACAUGUAGAAAACCACCAUUGCUCUUUGCCCGAUGAAGUAAAGACAGAAGCUUCAGGCUCAACAGAAGCCAGACCUGCCAAUGACUCGAAUGAAACCCCAGUUGGGCUACCCCAGGAUGGAGGUGAUCAGAAUACUGGAGCUCACUCUGAGGAAAUUUCCUUUACACCUGCACUAUUAGAUUGUUUUCAACGUGCAUCUUCCAUCAAGCACAAAAACAGGCCCCAAUUGGAAUACACUCCAGAUAUCGAAACACCUUCAACUGCUUGUUGUAUUGCAAGUGCUUUGCCUGAAAAGAAGCAAAAAUCAACCGUUUACCCAAAUAGGAAGCUAAUUGACGUGGUUGCUGCGGCAGGAGCAAGGAAGAGGAGGAAGGAACUGACAAAGCUGAAGAAUCUGCAUGGCCGUCAAUGUCGGAUGCAUUGCUGAGUAUAAAGGCCACUAGUUCGGUAAAGAACACUGAAGAAGAGCUGUUUAUCUACUAGUUUUUCCACGGGCUUUGUGCCUAGUCCUAAAGAAAUCCUUGGAGAUUUUGCCAAGCCUAGAACGCUUAUCCAGAACACAAUAAAGGGCCUUUGAAGAAACAGUCGCCGGCAUGUAGUCUGAUGUCCUCUGAGACUGCUCGAGGGUCAGGAAUUUAUCUCAAAUCAUCUAGGUUUCUUUGGGCUAAAAUGUGAUGUAAGCAGAAAUUCCGGUAGCCCCUUAUAAUAUAUUUAGGUCAAGAUGUCAAGUCUUCAAGAGAGGAGUGAUUCUUCGAGGACUAGGCAUUUUCCGAGUGGUUUAUCCAGAGAAAUUGUGCGAGAAAAUGAGUACAAUUUAUUGGAGCAAUGCUGCCAUUUGCUGGGAUCCUGAAGUUAGAGACGGGCAUCCAAAGAAAAUAACAUGGUGCUGACGUGUUGUAACCAUAGUAAUGAUUGGUAAUCCUUUUGUAGCAAGAAGAGUUUUUCCAUGGGAGCCUUUUUGUUUUAUGCCA
Messenger RNA from Carya illinoinensis, 2213 nucleotides. RefSeq lists its product as uncharacterized. The record is from RefSeq and is a predicted model, not a curated record. The transcript is spliced from 6 exons. Gene Ontology annotation, cellular component: nucleus. Gene Ontology annotation, molecular function: sequence-specific DNA binding; DNA-binding transcription factor activity. Bases 95 to 1669 code for a protein of 524 amino acids. Gene Ontology annotation, biological process: regulation of DNA-templated transcription. Lineage: Eukaryota; Viridiplantae; Streptophyta; Magnoliopsida; Fagales; Juglandaceae.